AUGGCUAGUCAUGAUGAGGAAGUUUACAUUGCUGAAUUUUAUAGUGGUAUCGGAGGAACAAGAAUGUCUCUUGAAAUGAUUCAAGCCUUUUUUGAGGCACAAGUAAAUGGAAAGAAAAUUAAAUUUAAUUGGAUUGAAGCUUUUGAUAUUAAUGAAAAUGCAAAUACUCUUUAUAAUAAUUUAUUUAAUCACAAACCAUGUGCAAAGGAUAUUGUGCAUAUUCCUAUUGGUGAUUUUCAAAAUCAUUAUUUUAAAUUAUUUAAAAAUUCAUCAUUGGAGCAAGCAAAGAAGAAAUUAAAAACUGAACAAACAAGAAAAUUAAUGUGGACCAUGUCUCCUCCUUGUCAACCAUUUACUUUGAACGGAAAUAGAAAAGAUAGUGAAGAUGAUAGGUCUAAGAGUUUUCUCUUCUUGAUGGCAGAUUUAUUUCCUCAAGUUCUACCAGAUUACAUUUUUGUGGAAAAUGUAAAGAAUUUUGAAAUAUCUAAAACAAGACAACAUUUAGUGAAUCAAUUGGAAAAUUUUGGAUACAAGUAUGAAGAAUACUUGAUUUGUCCAACACAAUUAGGACUUCCAAAUCAGAGAGUUAGAUACUAUUUAAUUGGAAAGAGAGUAGCUAAUAUUACACCUCCAUUAGAAAAAACAGAAGAGCUUAGAGAAAUACCAUUACAUCUGAUAACAGAUCCACCAAAAACUAUUUUAAGAGAUCAGGAGCCUUUACGACCAAAAAUUGAUUUUGAGAGCUCAUAUGGAAAAGAGAAAAUUCUACAAUUAGGAGCAAAGUUAAUCGACUUGUAUGAUUUAAAUUCUAUUUUACUCACACCUGGGGAAGAGAAAAAAUACCAAACUGAUAUGAUUUAUUUGAACGAGAAAAAUAUAACAAAAAUCAAAGGUUACAGAUACGACCUAAUUUUCAAAGAUCCAUAUGGAAAGAAGAAUUUAACACCAAUCAAAUCUGAGUGUAGUUGUAUCACAAAAUCAUAUGGUCAAGUUCAAUUCCUUAGAGGAACAGGACCUAUAGUAUUGAUUCUUGAUGAAAAUCAAAUGUUAGAUAUUGAUUCUAAUGAAACCAUUUAUAAGAAAAUUGAUUUUGAAAAUCCAGUAGAAACCAUGAUGCCACUUGGAAAGCUUCGAUUUUUACAUCCAAUUGAGGUAUCACGACUAAUGACAUUUGUUCCUUGGAUAAUGAACAACACAGGCAAACUUACCGUUAAGCAACUUUACAAGUUGAUGGGAAAUUCUGUUAAUCCAAUUACUCUUGCAAACAUAAUUUAUUUACUAUUUUCAAGUGAUUCAUUUUUGGCUUAA
Molecule: messenger RNA, 1308 nt
Organism: Naegleria gruberi
Lineage: Eukaryota; Heterolobosea; Eutetramitea; Acrasida; Naegleriidae
Exons: 1
Coding region: 1-1308 (435 amino acids)
Molecular function (GO): methyltransferase activity
Source: RefSeq, a predicted model, not a curated record